Messenger RNA from Salvia hispanica, 563 nucleotides. RefSeq names its product cytochrome b-c1 complex subunit 8-like. Gene Ontology annotation, biological process: mitochondrial electron transport, ubiquinol to cytochrome c. NCBI's taxonomy places the organism in Eukaryota, Viridiplantae, Streptophyta, Magnoliopsida, Lamiales, Lamiaceae. The record is from RefSeq and is a predicted model, not a curated record. Gene Ontology annotation, cellular component: respiratory chain complex III.
CUCAUCAAUCAACUGAAACUUCUUCAAACCCUAAUUACAUCUGCACAUUUCUAGAGAGAGAAAGAGAAUAUGGGGAAAAUACCGGUGAAGAUGAAGUCGGUGACAUACGCCCUGUCGCCAUUUCAGCAGAAGGUGAUGCCCGGGCUCUGGAAGGAUUUGUCCGGUAAGAUCUCCCACAAGAUCUCCGAGAAUUGGAUCAGCACCACGCUCCUGCUCGGCCCGCUCGUCGGCACCUAUUCGUAUGUGCAGUGGUACCUGGAAAAGGAGAAGAUGGAGCACAGAUACUGAAGGUAGUUAUACCAAUACUCGAUUUGUCUGUGGAAAGCUCUCAAGCAUUUAGACAAUAAGCUGACAUGCACUGCCUGCUGGUUGCUGGUUUUGGAUCCCCAAUUUAUCUUGGGUUUCCAGUCUGUUUUUUUAUUCAUGUUAUGUAAAACCUGGAUUCAUGUAUUCUAGUACAAAAUUGUCUGCCUUGAAUGUUGGCAAAUUUUAUGCUUGAUCUUCGCUGUAAUUUACAAAAUUUUCCAUUGAUUUUGAUUUAAUGAUAUUUCUGAUAUAGCAUA